Triticum turgidum subsp. durum (durum wheat) is the source of this 2928-nucleotide messenger RNA. NCBI's taxonomy places the organism in Eukaryota, Viridiplantae, Streptophyta, Magnoliopsida, Poales, Poaceae. The record is from the annotation of a GenBank genome assembly.
AUGCGUAUGCAGAGUUGCGGACCGGAUACAUGCGCCAUGGACGCAAGAUGGAGCUGGAACAACCGAAGAGGGCUCCACGGACAAAUCUACAAAGGAUAUCGAGGUCAAUCCCACCCGGCCAUCGGAGAUCCUAGUAGCCUCGCCACCGAAGCAGACUGCUGGAUCUCUCUGAAAGUUGUGACCAUGAUGCAGUACCUGGACUUCUCCCAGGCCAGCACCUCCAAGAAGUGGACGGCCAACAGCAGCAAGAGGCAGCCGGGCCAAGGGUUCGAUGCUCCGAGGAACAGCAUGGAGUUCGCCAUGGAGGCGCCCCACAGCUACGGCGUCUUCCAAGAGGACGUCCCGUACUCUUGCAACAGCAUGAGGCAGUACCCAAAAUCAUCCUCGGCCCCAAUCAAGAAGCUGAUCCAUGAGGACGCGUCCUUCAGGCCGAACGAAGGCCACAAGAGAGUGCCCAGCGUCAUCGCCAGGUUGAUGGGCAUGGACUCGCCGCCGAUGAACUCCGAGCUCACCACCCACCUGGAUGAUGCUAGGCAGGAGAUGGUCGUCGCGAGGCCGGUGCCGACCAAGCAUGUCUCCUUCGCGCAGCAGAAGAAUCCUGUCCGGCAUACGGCGAAACAGGAAGUUUACACCUUCGACGACGCCGGCGACGACGAGAGGGACAUUCUUGCUCAGCUGACCAAGAGGAGCAAUGGUGGUGGAGGUGGUGGUGAUGGGUGGAGCAAGCCGGUGCCGCGGGAGCACCCACAGGAGGAGGAGCUGCAGAAGUUCAAGAAGGACUUCGCGGCGUGGCAGGCCAGCAAGGUUUGGGAGCAGUCGAGGGCUCUGGAGCUGGACAGCCGGCAUAAUGUCGGCCACGACGAAGACGACAGGUGCUCGGAGAUCGUACCCUACAGGUACCACCAGAAGGAUCGCAAAGGGAGAGAUGGCAGGCACGGCAAUGACGCGCAUUCGAGAAGAAGAGGCAAGGAGGGCGGCGGCGCGUCCAUCUCCGGCAGCCGGACGUUCUCUCUGACGAGCGCGGACGACGGUUCUUCCGCGAGGCUGCCGCUCUCGAGAUUCUAUUACGAGGAGGAGGAGAAGCCGCUGUCGCCGACGAGGAUCGUGAUCCUGAAGCCCUGCCCGGAGCUGAGCGCCGACGACGUCGACGAGUCGUCGCUGGGCUCGCCGGAGCUGAUGAAGAACGAGAACAACAUGGAGGCGUUCCUGGAGGAGGUGAAGAUGCGGCUCAAGAUCGAGCUCGAAGGGCACUUGGCCCCCGACGACAGGGCGGCCGAACGGUGGCCCGACGUCCCCGCCGACCCGAAGCAGAUCGCGCGGAACAUCGCCGACCAGAUCAGGGAGAGCGUCACCAAGGAAAUGCACCACCCGGCGCUGCUACGCUCGGAGUCGACGCGGUCGUACCGCAGCAGCGACGUGCAGAGCCAGAUGGACUACAUAUGCAGAGACGCAAGGAAGCAGCUCUCCGACCGGCUGAGGAACGUGCUCAGGAGGGAGCCGGAGGCAGACCAGCCGCCGCCGUUCGGCUCUCAGCGGAGACGGCCGGCCGCCUCGACGCCGUCGUCUUCGCCGUGGGACGAAGAGCCGCGGCCGAAGCCGACGAGUCCGCGGCGCGACGUGGCGAGGAAGGGCGACAAGAAAAUCAGGAGCAAGGAGGAGAAGAAGCGCGCGAUCGAGUCAUCCGAAGUCCGGUCCUUCAGACAUGGGUGGUACAAGAACUCCGCUACGGCGGCGGUCGUCGACUCCUCCGACGACGCGGCCUCGCCGAGGAACCUGAUGAGGUCGUUCUCGGCGCCGGUGUCCGGGAACUUCGCGAAGUUCCUUUCGGAGGGGGAGCCAAAGGUGCUCGCCGGAGCGCGGGUGCAGCUGAAGCACGAGGGACAUGGGGACUACUACGGCGGGCGGCCGUCGCCGGAGGAGGAAAGGCAGCCGAAAGGGAGGAAGGAUGCGUUCGGCAUCAAGGGGAAGGUGUCCAACCUGCGGCAGAACCUCGGGCUUAGAGCGAAGCUGUUCGGCAAGAAGCUCCACUCCGCCGCCGCCGACGAGUCGUCGUCAUCGUUCUUCCUCGACGACUUCCCGCCGAUGGGCACGCUGGUCACCGCCCCCUCCGUCCUCAUCCACCCCGGCGUCCUGCAGGAGAACUCCACCGAGGUGCCGCCGAGCCCGGCGUCGUGGUGCAGCAGCCCGCCAGAUGAAUUGAUGAUCCGGGGAGGUUACCCGAGCCCCGUCUCGCCGUUGGAGGCUUCCUUCGGUGAGCACCGGUCCCCGUUGAAGCCGGCGGCGAGCUCAAGUGCUUCUGAACCAGGCAAUUCAUGCCUGGAGCAAGAUCAAGCUGAAGAAAUCCCACAAGCAAGUUCAGCAGUCCAGGACGAUGACGACGACGACACGGCCGAGAUGGAUCACCCGACAAAAGCUUUCAUCAGAGCCGUCCUCGUCGUGGCCGGCAUGUACGGCCAGAACUCCGGCGAUCACCUCUCAUUAACCUGCCAACCGAUCAAGCCGAUCCCCAAGUGGGCGUUCGAGCAAGUCAUCUGCUCGACACCACCUCCGGAAGCCGCUUCCGUCCAUGACGUCGACCACCGCCUCCUCUUCGACCUGAUAAACGAGGCGCUGCCCGGAGCCGCCCGCGGCUCGACGACACUGUGCGUGUUCAGCAAGUGGUACGCGGCGCCACCGAGAAGAGCGUCGGCGGACAAGAGGCUGCUCGACGGGCUGUGGAGAUCCGUGCAGACGUGGCUGGAGCCGCCGAGCGUCGACGACGACGCCUACUCGGUGGACGGGCUCAUCGGCCGCGACAUGGGCGUGUCCCCCUGGAGCGGCGUGUUCCGCGACGACGUCGACGGGAUAGCCGAGGAGAUGGAGGCGGAGAUCCUGUCGGAGCUGGUCGACGAGACGCUGUGGGACGUGCUGCUCAACGUAGGGGACUGA